Messenger RNA from Fundulus heteroclitus (mummichog), 1027 nucleotides. RefSeq lists its product as uncharacterized. Gene Ontology annotation, biological process: SNARE complex assembly; vesicle fusion; vesicle-mediated transport. Gene Ontology annotation, cellular component: SNARE complex; plasma membrane. Bases 304 to 615 code for a protein of 103 amino acids. The record is from RefSeq and is a predicted model, not a curated record. Gene Ontology annotation, molecular function: syntaxin binding; SNAP receptor activity. Lineage: Eukaryota; Metazoa; Chordata; Actinopteri; Cyprinodontiformes; Fundulidae. The transcript is spliced from 3 exons.
CAGUCUGAGUGUGAUCGGAGUUAGUUGCUGUAGUUCUUUGUGGUGAUGGCAGACAGCUCCAUUAAGAUCAGUGAAAUUUUGAUUGAGGCAACAGGUAGUUAAUGAGUAACUGAGGCGAGGUGCAGCCUUUAGCAAGCAUUUGUUCAGCUCAGACUGUGUGAGUCAUAGGAGUUACAGAAGAAGCACCCUGAAGGUCCCAGCUUGGGAUCAUCAUACAGGCCGGACAGUCGCUGGAGGUUUUUCUUAAGAAUUUGUUUAUAUGAAGCUGAGUUUGGUCGGUUGGGAUUAAAACAGAGAGCUACCAUGGCUGAAACCAACCCUCAGCAGCCCGCCACGGGCUCCUCCGGCACGUUCGACCAGGUGCAGAGUCAGGUCAACGAAGUUAAAGUUAUACUCAAAGACAACAUCAACAAAGUGCUGGAGAGGGGCGACAAAAUAGAUGACCUCAUCGGCAAGACGGACGACCUCCAAGCAUCUGCGGACUCCUUCCAACGAACGUCCACACGGGUGGCCCGGAAAUACUGGUGGAAGAACAUUAAAAUGAUGAUCAUAAUCGGUGUAAUUGUGCUGAUUAUCCUGAUUCUCAUAAUCCUCGCCGCCACCGGCGUCAUUUAACCCCCCCCCCCCCCCCCCACCCCCACCUCACCUCUGAAGCUGAUGCAAUCACCGGACAAUAAUUUGCACACAUGAACGUGUUUUUAUAUAUGUAUAUGUACUUCAAAAUCUGCAUGUAAACACGGUUAUUGGUUAAGCUCUCCGUGAUGACGCCUGAUGAUGUGAAGCUAAAAAUCCCAGAUGCAGAGAUUAAACGACUGCAGACAUCAGACCGAAAACACUCCACACGCAAAAAAAAAUCACUUAAUUCCUGUUUAACAAACACAGACGAGAGCUAUUUUUGUUGUUUUUAUUUCGAUCAUUUCAAUGUCCAAUACAUCACGUGUAUAUAAUGUAUGUUUUUGCAUGUCUAACUCUGUGAGAAUAUUUGUAUUAUAUAACUGAUGAACACCAUAAAGUAGGUAAACUGUGA